AUGCCGGACCUGGAGGAGAUGGGAGCGGAGGGUUCCCCGGCGAUGACGUCGCACGCCGGGAUGGAGACGACGUUCGCAGAAGGUUCCGGCGGCACGGCGUCGCCGUCCAUGCUCGCGAUGGCGUCGCUCGAGGUGAACGACCGGUUGCAGCACAUCGACGAGCUCGUCGAAAAGGGGGUGGACCACGUGCAAUCGCCGCUCAAGCGCCGAGGGACGCCCCCGAGGAGCUUCUGGGUCGAGGAGCCCGACGCGCACAGCGGCGGUGGCCUCGGCCUCGGGGGGCUCGAGCGCCAGGGGAGCCUUCGGCGGCAAGGGUCGGGGGGUGCGGGGCCGAGCUCUAACCGCAGCGCGAGGAGUCACGGAAGCGACGACAUCGUCCUCCCGGGGAACGCGGGCGCCGCGCGAGGGGGGGGCGAGCUGUGGAGGCCCGACGGCCUCGCGUCGCCCCCGGGAUUCGCGAGCAAGUUCGCCAAAAAGCCGCGCGAGGAGGCGGUCUCAGCCGACGGGAAAGGGGUGCAGGAUCCCAACCACGUGGACGCGCAGAUGGACGCGUGGCUGCGACAGACCGUGGAGCGCAUGCCGAUCAAGCCCGACCACGUGUCUGGGGUGAGAGGACCGCUCAUGAACGUCACCGCCGUGGACGAUAAGACCGUGGACGUGGUGAUGACCACCUCGUUCAGGGCGCACUUCUCCCAGCCGAUAUCGCAGCUGGGCGCGGGCGCGGGCGGCGGCGGUAACAGGCUGGAGCUGCCCGCGCCGGGUUCCGUCGGGGACGGGGCCGGCGCGGGAGCCGGCCGCAUCAGGGAGAUCGGAGACGGGGGAUCUAGAGAGAGCACUAGAUCGGCGGUUCCGACCACCCCGCUGGGCGAACGCGCACAGCUGUCGCUCCGCGCGGGGGCGUACCCGGGGAGCACCGGACGUUUCGCCAUCGCGUCGCCCGACGAUUACGUCCAAUCCGGGGGCAGCGGGGGAUCUGGCGGGGGGUCGCCGAAGAGCUACGAGCAGAACCGCGCGCUGGUGGCUGGCGGCGACGUGCCCCUGCUGAACACCAUGAGGGAGUGGGAGAUUGCGCCGGCGGAUGUUCAGCUCCACGAGCGCGUCGCCGUCGGCGGCUUCGCCGAGGUUUUCAGGGGGACGUGGAACGGGACCAUCGUCGCGGUGAAACAGCUGCUGGAGCGCGGGCAGGACGUGGUGACGCGUUUAAGGGAGGAGGCGGUGGUUUUGUCCAGGCUUCGUCACCCGAACCUGCUGCUCUUCAUGGGGUGGUGCGCGGACCCUCCGUUCAUCGCGACGGAGUUUAUGCGUCGCGGUUCCCUGCACAACAUCCUGCGCAGGAACGGCGCGCCGCUGGGGGGUCCGCGGACGCACCACGUGGCGCUGUCCGUGGCCAGGGGGAUGCAGUACCUCCAUUCGCGGUCGCCGCCCAUCCUCCACCUCGACCUCAAGUCUCCCAACAUCCUGGUGGACGACAAGUGGCGGGUGAAGAUCGCGGACUUUGGCCUCUCCCGCGUCAGGCGCAACACGCUCCUGUCUGGGAGGAGCAACAUCCACGGGACGUUCGAGUGGAUGGCGCCGGAGAUGUUACGCGCGGAAAACUUCGACGAAAAGGCGGACGUGUACUCGUACGGAGUCGUCCUGUGGGAGCUCCUCUCCGCGCCGCUGACGCCGUGGAACGAGCUCAUCAACGUGCAGGUGGUGGCGGUGGUCGGGUACGACAGGCAGAGGCUGGUGCUGGGGCUGGCGGCCGAGGAGGCCGCGAGGGAGGACGCGGCGACGCGGACGAUCGGUGAGCUCUUCUGGGCUUGCGCUGGAAACGACCCUCGGGGCCGUCCGACUUUCCAAAAGGUGCUGGAGAGGCUGGAGGCUGCGCUGACGCUCAUGCUGCCCGGGCCGGACGGGACCCCGGGGGCCGCGGGGACGACACCCAAGGGAACGACGACGUUGGAGGUCACCGCGGGGCUGGGGAGAGUCGCGGGAGAGGGUGCGGCGGGGCCGCCCGCGAACCGGGGGGCGUGGAGAGGCGCGUCUCAGAUUGAGACGCGGGCUGACGAGGACAAAAAUAUCGCGAAGGGCCCGACUGGGCUGGUCAUCGAGGAGAUCGCCGGGGAGCGCGGGGAGGGCGCCGCGAAGGACGAGGAUGAGUCUGGAGUGCCUUACGUGGUCGACGAGGACGGGCACUGA
This is a messenger RNA of Micromonas commoda, 2181 nucleotides long. RefSeq lists its product with no specific name. NCBI's taxonomy places the organism in Eukaryota, Viridiplantae, Chlorophyta, Mamiellophyceae, Mamiellales, Mamiellaceae. The transcript has a single exon. Gene Ontology annotation, biological process: protein phosphorylation. Gene Ontology annotation, molecular function: protein kinase activity; ATP binding. Bases 1 to 2181 code for a protein of 726 amino acids. The record is from RefSeq and is a predicted model, not a curated record.